AUGACAGAAAGAAGCAAUGAUGAAAUAAGAAGUUAUUUUUCAUGGAAUUUGGAGAUGGAACGUGUGUUAGCUGAAGUAUUAAGAGAUCAAAGAAACAUGUGCAAUAAGAGUGACGGAGCUUGGAAAAGGGUUGCAUAUAAUGCUGCAGUUGUAGUGGUAUCCAACAACUUCAAAGUCCAAGUCACUUGGGAGAAUGUUAAAAAUCGAAUCAAACUUUGGAGAUCAUGGUAUGGAGUUGUUAGUGACAUCCUUGGUCAGAGUGGAUUUGAUUGGGAUGGAACCAAACACAUGAUUACAGUUGGUGAUGAAAAUGUAUGGAAUGAAUAUGUCAAUUCGCAUAAGGAGGCUAGACAUAUUCGAUUCAAAGCAAUUCCAAAUUGGGAUGAUAUAGUGGAUUUAUGUGCUAAAGAUAAAGCUACUGGUCAUGGAGCUGAAACUGCUAUGGAUGUUGAUGAAGUCAUGAAUAGAGAGGUAAAUGAAGUAAAUUUUGUGGGUUUGGAGGACUUGAAUGCUACUAUAGAUUUGGAGGAACCGAGAAAGAUUAAUGAAAAAGAGCUAAUGGCUGCUUCAAUGAAAGAUGUGGUCGAGUCUUUUAAUCGAUUGACACAUGUAUAUGGUGAAAAGGUUGAUGAAAAUGAAAUCAAAGAAGUGUUAGAUAAGGUGCGUUUAAUGCCAAAUCUUACUAAGGAACAAUGGGCUAAAGCUGUUAAAUGGUUAGCUGACAUGCCAAAACAAUUAGCUAUUGUGAAAGCCAUUCCAAUUGAACAAAAGUUUUUGCCCAGAAACUGCCCGGCGGCAAGGCCUGAACUGCCAGGUGGCAUAACAGAUUUUUACUACGUUCUUGGUUUUGGCAUGAAUCGCCUAGCGGCGAUGAAUAUCUGCCAGGCGGUGCGACAGUAUUCGCGUUUUCUUGGUUGUUUUGGGAUUUCUCGUGUGGGAGUCAGUGUGACUUCUGAAUUGUUUGAGUUCUUGGAAGGGAAGGAGUGA
Molecule: messenger RNA, 987 nt
Organism: Vigna unguiculata (cowpea)
Lineage: Eukaryota; Viridiplantae; Streptophyta; Magnoliopsida; Fabales; Fabaceae
Source: RefSeq, a predicted model, not a curated record